This is a messenger RNA of Plodia interpunctella (Indianmeal moth), 1916 nucleotides long. RefSeq lists its product as uncharacterized. The transcript has 9 exons. The record is from RefSeq and is a predicted model, not a curated record. NCBI's taxonomy places the organism in Eukaryota, Metazoa, Arthropoda, Insecta, Lepidoptera, Pyralidae. Bases 405 to 1463 code for a protein of 352 amino acids.
GCUUCACUUUCAGUGUACAUUUGGCUAGGUGCGUUGUUUUUUACUUUCUAUGAUAAAUAAAACGAAUACAAUUGGAAAUUUAAUUGUUUAGUGUUAGUAUUAGAAAAAUUCAAUGUUUAAGUGUCGGCGAAAGUUUAGUGCGGUAAAUAGUAAAAAAGUGUCGUAAGGAUAAUUUUAAUCUGUGCGUAAUUACAACAACUUAAAAGGUGAAUUUAAAUAGCCCCAUAUGUUAUUGAUUGAAGGCGAGGUCGAUGAACAUAUAUAUGUUAGCAUAUAUAUGGCAAAAUGGCUGAAAAUAGUGAACAAAAUAUGUGAAUGAAUGUGAUAUAUACAAGUUUGUGGAAUCUGUGAUUUCUGAAGAUAAGGAUUUUUCAAGGCUGGACGUCUAAAGACGAGCUCGAAAUAUGGCUUCCAGUUCCCGGGCAACUACGAGCGAGGGCCCUCGGUAUCAAGGUUACCCGUACGUGAACCUCCCCGCGUUCGGGGUGCCAACGAUAGACUCUCAGACUGCGUCACGAUACGCCAACCUGCCGAGACGGCCGUUGGGCACAGCUGUCAGGGUGAAGGAAGAAGGCAACACAACUCGGAAUAAUCAGGACACCAAGUCACCAGAUUCUGAUGAAGAACCGGUGCUGUACAUCGACAUGCCUGGUGACGGGGAGAGUGACAUAUACGUCAGAGCAGACAGCAGUCUUAAUCAGGAGCAAGAAAUACCAAUCACAACCCAGCCAAGGAAGCAGGAAGACGAGGAAGUGGUCUACAUCGACCUGCCAGAGUGCAGUGGAAGUGGUGUCAGCGAUAGGAGACCAGAAGACGGGCCACCUACCAACAUCCUUCAGGACACGAUCUUCUACGACCAGUUCAAGAACAGGCGUAUUGACGUCAUCCAACAGUCGCCCCAGUCUGGUGACUACAGCUCCUCCGCCAGCCCUCGGGAACGCCCAACCACCUUGAAUCUUUGGUCUCCUGGUAACGUUGAUUCUCCGCCAAUGAUCACCAGGCCUGGCUACCCGCAGAACGUGGACCGGCUCAGGAGCAUCCCUGAAGACUUCCGCCUCUCCCCCCUCCCCGUGACAGACUACCCCGACCCUCCUCCCGCGUACACUGAGAUCGACUUUGGGACAGUUGAUAGACCAUCUUCCGUUGGUCCUAUAGUGCAAACUACCAAUUCCGAAGCGAGUGUGUCACCUGAACAUCCUUCAAGAACCAGGGUCAUUGUUCAUCAAAAUGGCGGCGUAACCUCAAACCGCAAGGUGUUGGUGUGCAAUAUCUGCAGGGUGACCGUCAACAGCCUGGUGGUCAGGCAGGUCACCUACGAGACCCAUUUAGUGGCUCUCUUCUGCUUCUCUAUAGCAAUGAUCCCGAUCGUCCCACUAAUAUACUGUUGCGAUAUAUGCAAGUCUGACGUCCAUUACUGUCCUAUUUGUAAUAAUAAGAUAAAUAAAGAAUUCAAGUUCUUGUAAGAAUUUUUGUUGUAGGAAUAAAGAAUGUAAAAAUGCACUUUAAAUUGUAAAUAUGAUAGCUAGUUCAUAUUAUUUUGUACCAUACGACAAUAUAAUUAAGAAUCAAAGUUACAAAUAGCUUCUUUAAAAUCUAGCAACUGCUAGUAACAGAUAAUAAUUUUUUUGUGUUUCAUUUCGUUCGCAAAAAAACAUAAGUCACAUUUAAAUUUCGAACAUGUUUCCAGCCUGAGUUUAUAUUGAAUUUGUUCCACUUUCAAUACAAAUUUGUUGAAGAUUUCCCGCCAAUAGUAAAAUAUAUCUGUGCUACGUGAUUUGAUAAAACACGAUGAUAUGACAAUAUGAUUGAUAAGAUUUCUUGAUUACGUGAUUUAUUUACUAGAAAGAAAAUAGCCAGUUGAAACAAAAACAUCAAUCAAUAUUUUAACAUGACACUUCAUUUUGUAAAAUAUUUGC